CGAUCUGCACGCCACUCAGCUGACUGGGGAGAUCCCUGCUGCCCUCGGCAAUGCCACCGCCCUCUCAUACCUCGAUCUCUCCUCCAACGCUUUGAACGGCAGCCUGGGGUUUCUUGCCUACCUGCCCUCCUUGCAAUACCUUAAUCUGGAGGACACUGAGCUGACCGGGGAGAUCCCAGCCGCCCUCGGCAAUGCCACCGCCCUCUCAUACCUGUCCCUUGGAGGUCUCAACCUCACAGCAGGGCAGCUCCCUGCCUCUCUCUCCGCCCUCACUAAUCUCACUUACCUGGACCUGAGCUAUCUCGAGUUCACCAGCGUGCCAUCGUGGAUCGCACGACUCCCCCACCUGCAGUUCCUGGAUGUGACAGCACCCAUCGGCCUCACCCCCGCCCGCUCCUCGCCCUUUCCAACCGACUUUACGAAUCUCACCAGCCUGAACUCCCUGAGGGCAGCGAGCAACGGCCUCUCGGGCUCCCUCCCCGCCGCCAUCUCCGCCCUCACCGCCCUCUCAGAGCUAGAUCUCGCGUAUAACAGACUCGCUGGCUUCCUCCCUGCCCUCCCUUCCACUCUGCUUCGUCUCUCGCUGAGGCACAACGCCCUGGAGGGCCCCAUCCCCUCUUUUGCUGCACCGGGACUCAAAGACUUGGAUCUGAGCCACAACCGGCUGACAGGGCCCAUCCCAGCAUCCUUCACAGCCCUCACCUCCCUCACCACCGUGGAUAUCAGCCACAACGCUUUCUCAGGCGGCGUGGACGUGUUGUCACGCAUGCCAAGCAUCUCCAACCUGAACAUCGGAUCGUGCAACUUCUCUGGCCCCUUCCUCUCAAACCUCACCUAUGUCUUCCCUUUCUAUGUCAACCU
Molecule: messenger RNA, 861 nt
Organism: Closterium sp. Naga37s-1
Lineage: Eukaryota; Viridiplantae; Streptophyta; Zygnematophyceae; Desmidiales; Closteriaceae
Source: the annotation of a GenBank genome assembly